UGCAAGCCUUAACGAGGCAUCAGCAUAGAACAAAAUGGCAGCUUCAAGUUCUGUCGGGAUAAGUAGUUCAUCGCGCUGAUCAUAUAGACCGCAACAUGUCCGGUUUCACGGAGGCUGCAUUGGAACGGAAGCUAGCUGAGCUAAACAACUCGCAGCAGAGUAUCCAGACGUUGUCUCUAUGGCUUAUUCAUCACCGAAAACACCACAAGACCAUUGUGCACGUCUGGCUGCGAGAACUCAAGAAAGCCAAACCAGCUCGGAAGCUGACGUUUAUGUAUCUUGCAAAUGAUGUCAUCCAGAAUAGCAAGAAGAAAGGACCUGAAUUCACCAGGGAGUUUGCCACUGUUCUGGCUAAAGCCUUUGCUCACAUUUCAGUGAGAGAUACAGACCAGAAGACACAUGCAGGCUUGCGGAGAAUUCUUAGUGUGUGGAAAGAGAGAAGUGUUUUUGACACACAUCAGAUUUCGGACUUUGGCCAAUAUCUCUCAGACAAGGUGACUGAAACAGAAACGGUGAAAGACUCUGGCCAAGAUACAGUGUAUCGCAAGGGACAAGCCCCGGCGUCGCACGAGGGCACACCUUUAUGGAAUGAUGCCGAGCCUGUGGCGAAGCGAAAGAAGCCUUCUGAUGCUAGUGAGGAAGCUGAGGAGAAGACAGACACCCCCAAGGAUACAGAAAAGCCGGGAGAACCACCAGAUCCAGGGGUUCUGAUCAAGGCAUUGGCAGACUUGGAGAACACAGCCUCCUCUGAUGCUGUUGUUCGAGAACGCAUAGCCAGUCUCCCACCAGAGGUUUCAGAUGCCUCCCUGCUAGAGAAAAUUCAGGACCGACAGGCGGCCGACCGUCUUUCUGCCCAAGUGGAGGAGGCCUGCUCACUGCUAGCCGAGUACAACAGCCGGUUGGCCCAGGAAUUAGAAGACCGCAAGCAAGUCUCCCAGAUGCUGGCUAGCUUCACCUUCCACCAGAGAGAGCUCAUGGCACUUGCGGAGCAGAAACUCGAGGAGCACCGUGACAAGCUGCACAAGGUGACGCAUGUCAGAAACGAGCUCAAGUCCCACCUGCAGAACUUGCCUGACCUUACCCUGUUGCCAAGCGUCACCGGUGGUCUGGCACCCUUGCCAUCAGCUGGGGAUCUCUUCAGCCACCAGUGACUCUUGUCCGCUCGGUUCUCAGGCCACAAUACACUGCUUCUGGCUGUAUGACAUGCAGUCUUCAGUGGCUAGCAGCUAUAGGUUGAGCCUGUUGUUGUGUGUUGAGGGAACGCUUACAAAGUAGUUUGCUCCUCCCCCAAUUUUUUCUGGCUUCUCUCUUCCCGGCAUUUCACGUUGUUGCAUUGUAGGCUUGUUCUAGCUUUUGUGAAGACUCGCUGUGUGCUGUAACCUGGCUGGUAUGAUCCACUUGGAGGGCAGCAGCGUAGUCUCCUUUUUCAGGCCAUUUGUGAGUGUAUGCACAUUGAGGAUGCCAGGCACGAAGGAAUGCGUGUUCGCUUCUAAAGUCUUAAAGGCAUGCCUAAGCUGCUACUUCUUUUCUCUCAGUCUCUCACUGCCCACCGUCACCACCACACACACAGAAUUCUGUUGCACUGUUACAACCCCAGUUAUGGUUAAUUUGGUUUUUAAACAAAUUGUCACCGCAGUGCAAAUCUGUUAAUUUACAUCUCGCUUUGUGCAGUGAAGGUUUCUUGAAAGUUAUCUUGUGAAGCUCUUAAAGAUUAUAUUAAAACCUGAAUAUUCACUUGAGUCACUAAUACAUUACUUGAAAUAAAGAACCUGAACUAAGACAUGCAUGAGUACAAUACAUACAUGUACACAGCUGUAACAUAUGCAUGCCUGCUCAUCCCAUUUUGGCCUUGUUGAUAUGUUCUGUUGGAACCUUGUUAAUUGCAAGAAAUUUUCUGCAUUGGGCCAUUUCCAACAGCACUUAGACUAAAUGCUCUUUCUUCUAAUUUCCUUUUGUCUCUAUUAUGAGAAAUCCAGUGAACACAUUGUGUGUAGAUUUUAUGAUAGAAACUGCAGAUGUCUUCAUGUUAUAUGUAUGUAAUGUUCAAGUUCUGUGUACAAGGUGUGUUAUGCCAUAGAGGAGGACUUUGUCACCAGUAAAACUGGUUUUUAUCCUUGUGUCUGCUGACUUAACUGUGGGCAGUCUAAAUCAAUCAGGGUGUGUGUUUUUUUUUCCCCUAAAUAUAUGAGCUGCAAAGAUGUUAUAAAAGUGGUAUUUUGUUGUAGCUAGCAUCGUUUUCUUAAUGCCCCCACCCCACCACCACCACCAUUUUUUUUUUAAUAUUCAUAUUAAUUUUAAGGCAUGCAUGAACCAUACUUGCCUUCCAAUGUAUUCUGUCUGGUAUGUGUAUGAUGAACGUGUUAGUUUUUACUGUCUACAGUUGAAACUCGAUUUAACAAAGUAAUGCAAUGAUCACGCUUGACUUCGCUAAAUAGCGAAGUUCGUGAAAACGAGAAAGGGAUUGUUCGGUCCUUCGAAAUCUACAAUUGUAACGUAGCGACACCCAAAAGCUACCACAGCAUUGUAUUUGUCGCUAACCCAGGCCUGCGUGUGUGAAAAGUCCGCAAGGCCGACCUGAAUUGCUUGUGCAUGAAACCGAAAGGAAAAAAAAAGACACCUCGGUGUUCUGCAGAGAACUGCGAAUUUGAUAUGUUGCAGUAAAAACUCGGGAUCUUCGCCUGUGUGUGCUUCACUAGCAGUGGGUGCACCCACACCUCAUAGCCCACAAGUGCUUGCAAUGCGUCCUCAGUUCCCUCGUGGGCCCCAGGAAACCGCCUCAAGGGAUCGACGACUGCCGAGUCCGUUGUGCUGCGCAUGGGCGCGGCGUGCAAUCUCGUCAAAAUAAAGCUAGGGCUGCGACUAGGGCGCCCAGAUGUUUUAACACGAUUGCGCUAGAGCGCAUGCACGAAGAAAAACUUGUCUGUGUCAAAAUUACAAAGAAAUCACCACAUUUUUACUCAUUUAUUUCAGGAAAAACUUCGUUAAAUGGAGUUUGAUGGCAAAGUUAAUUUCAUUAAUUUGGGUUGAUGACAGCAUUGAACUGUAUGUGUAACUAUUGGGGAAUGGAAAUUUCUUCGUUAAAUGGAGAACUUCGUAAAGUCAGGUUUCGUUAGAUCGAGUUUUAACUGUAGUGUGCAUUUUUGUUUUAAUAAGUAUGCUGUAGUGUAUCAUAGGAGCUUUGUGUUGGACAACACUCCUUCAGAAGAAACUUUUAGCAUGUGUUUAAUUACAAAAGCAACUUGCACAACAUGGUCAGCUUCCUUUCCUGUGCAACAAAAUGUGCUAGCACACGCGAAAAAUAAGCAUGCAUUUGGUCAGCGAUUUGUGAAUCGAAAUGUGCGAGACUAAAACCAUCACAGUGCAGUACAGCGAUACUUUUGCAAACGGUAUUCUUUACAAUACCUGUUGUUGGUUCUUCAGAAGCUGGUGCUGUGGAUGUAGUUAUAUGCCUUUUUUGUGUGCUAAAUGUAUUGAUUCUGACAGAUGGAAGUGGUCAUAAUUAGAAUAACUGCAUUGAGGUAUCUUUGUGCAAGUGGCUUUUUUAAAAUGUAAUAUUAUUUACUUGACAAAAGUAAUUUUCAUUUAGGGUUUUUUUUUCGGUUUAUUUUGUUUUGUCUCUCAGUUUAUUAUUUUUUUUCUUUUGUUACAAACAUUUAUUGCCACGGUCAAGCCUGUGGAGUGAGGAAGACAAUUUUGUAGCUCCUUAUUGUUUACUCUUCUCUUUGAGCGGUAUGCCAUUGCAUACACACACACACACACAAAGAAAAAUGAUAUGCAUGUUGUUUCUGAUGAGUAUGUCACACCUCUCUUUUUUUUUUUAAUAUUAAAAUGAAAAUUUAUUGUUAAUGGAGAGCCUACAGUGGUUUGCUGAUAUGCUGGGGAAGCAUGGAGGUAUGCAACCUAUUGGCUGCUGUCUUCGUAUGCCAACUUUUUUUCUGCUAUUCAAAACUCUCAAAUUCAGGCUCAUGUAAACCUUUUCUACUAGGGGGGGGGGGAGGGGGGGGACAACUCCUUUCUAGACUGUUGUGCAUGAGUACAAAGGCACAUGCUGCAGCUUCUGUAGUGCUUUUAAGGAGCGCUCAUGCUUGUUCGCAACAGUCUGGAGGGUAUUAUGGCGAUGCGCAGGGAACACUCAUUGGAAAGAUCUAUAUGUACUGGCAAACUUAAAAAGAUUUAGCAUGAUGGAAGCAAUGUGUUAAUGAAAUCUGAUUUUCAGCCAAUAAAACAAGCAUCAUUGAAAGGUUAUCGUUUUCAAAUGAGCCCUCUGCUGUUCUAGAAUGGUCAGCAAGUUACCAAGGUGCACAUAUUGCACAUGAGAAACCUUCAUUGUUUUAUCAUCACUUAACAAUUAUGUAAAGUGCACUGCUCUGUUCAUUGAAAAUAAAAAUCACUGCUAAGCAAACAUUUACUACUUUCAACAAGUCUGCAAAACACUGGAGCAGAAAAAAAAAAAAAAAACUUGCUUCCUUUGCUGUGCCAAAAUUGGUGCAAGUGCAAUAGCAUUUGGAGACUUCUGAUACCACCCAAGGAUCUCUAUCUAAUAUACCUCUCUUCUCUGUUUUGCAUCAGUUGUGCAAACUUAAGCAUGACAGGUAUUUUGGAUGUAAAAUAUGUUCUGUCACACUUCAAAAGAUGAGAUGCAUAGAACAGGGACAGAUUCAUCGACCUCAAACAGAAUGAAUCUUGUAUGCUGUUCACAGAUAGAUUCAAAGGUCCUUGGAAUUCACGGUUAUCAACAGUCUGUGCACAUACUGGCUCGUCGUUGGUAUGUUGGCAAUAUCGUCAUUUGUCUACACCUCUCUGUUUUGUUCUUUGACCUGUUGUGCUGCACCCUAAAGUGAACACAGGCAUAAAAUGCCAUAACUUGCAUAGCUUGCUGUGCAUAAUUUUAAUCUGUUGCCUCACAUUACAACUUAUUUUUUUUUUUUACUAAAAUAUAGGGUGGUCACCGAAUGCAGUCACCACCAUAUAUCUUAGCCUUGCAUCACCAGGAUAUCAGCAGAUACUGCUAUACACUGUCUUCCACUGUUUCCUCAUCAGCUGUUUCCAUUGCAUACAGCCUCAAAAGAGGUCAAAGCCAACCUCGAGUGAAUGCAUUAAGGAAACGUGACCCUCAGAUAUGUGGUUGCCCUCUCUGGCUGCUUCGUGCGUGGCCUCCUUCAUACCCAAAUCACAACCAUCAGCAUUGCAGUGAUAACUUAUGUCUGUGCUGCUUAGAUAGAUUGUGUAGGUAGGGCACUCGUCAUUGGCUCAAAUUUUUGAGAGAUUUUGAAACUGUGUUCGAAACUGGGCACAUAGGCCUUUUUUUUUUCUUUUGUUGUGUUUACAAACUUCCAUUAGCAGUUGUGUGUAAAAUUCAGUCUUUCCAACUGCAUGUCACUGAAACAAAAAUAAAACCACCGGUUAAGGCAAGCAAGCACUUGGCUGGGAAAAGAAAGUGCACUCCAACGUAUCCUUUGCCCCUUCGUCCUCUUCAAACUCCCACCACUUUGCAAGUGUUGUAGAGAAGUCUGCUCUAGCUGGAAUAUUGCCAUUGUCGUAGUGAUAUGGUGCUGCAAUUUUAUUUCAACGCUUUGCAAAGGUUCAUUUUGUGGUGUUUAGUUUGGGUAAAUUUUUGCUGUUUCAUCUCGUUAAGCAGCGCGAACCGAGACAAAUGACGGCAAAAGAGAUGGGAUGGAGGUUUGCCAUCUCUUGUGUCAUUUCACACUGUUUAACAAGAUGAAACGCCAACUAACCCAAUCUCAUACCUCAUUGUAGCGUUUGAAUCUGAAAAGUGAAUUUUAGCGUAUGCUUAGAAGGCAACUUCGGUAAUUAUCUGAGGUGUAUGAAUCUUGGUGAAGUUGACAUUGUGCAUUCAGCUGGGGAUUAUGGUCAUGCGCUCCAGAUGGCAUGACUGAGAGUUGUGUAGUUAUUAUGCAGAUUAGUUUUAAAGAUCUGUACCUGCAUUCACAGUCUGUGCCCUCAUACAGAUGAUUUCGACAGCCACGUUGUGAUUACAAUUUGGCAUAUGGGCACAGAAGUAGCUGCACUGGUGCUGAAAUCUUGGGGAGCUGUCUUUCCUAAGUUUAAACAAAGUCUGCAGGGCUCUUAAUUUCUAUGAAUGGCUCUGUUCAACUUGCCAGCUGGGGCAUAAAGGUUUCAGUAGCAGUGUGACCAUUAUAAGACAACCUUUUAUUUCUUACACCAGGAAGUAUUGUGUAGUGCUAAAACAUUUAUAAUUAUUGUAAUUGAACAUUUCUCAAGAUGUCACUACUGGUGCUCUUGUUCUGGGUGACUGUAUGAAUCGACGUCUGAGCACAGGAAUGAAUCAGUUUAGUCAAUCAUGGCAUGCAGGAUAUGUUGCUACUUAAAAAAAUCUGAAAAAAGUGCCAUUGUGUACCAUUAAAAAAAAUUUCACUUCAGCACAUGCAAAUGAACCUGAAUUUCAGCUGUGUUUUCACUGACAUAAGUUGUUGCCAACUGCAGUAAUAGCUACAACUUGAAGAAAGCGUUGCUCGAAAGAUCUUUUCAGAUUAGCCAUCUUUUAUAUCAUCCCCUGCCAAAACACCAUCAUAGAUGAUUAAAAAGAAAACAUUAAAUGAAUGCAAGUCGACCUAAAUAUGUUUAUAAAUGAUACAAAAAAUGCAGGACAGCAGAAAGGACCGCAUAUGGAAGUGUGCACUCCCACCUGAAAGUUCACAUCUGUAUCGCGUUAUAAAAGUGAACUUGAUUUCUUUUUAAAUCUUGCGGCAAGGAGGCUAUUGUAAUCUUCAUUCUUUCUACUGGUUAUCUUGCCUUGUUCUUUCAUGUUCUUUCUUCUGGGGGUUAUCUGCACUGUUUGUACAUAGUGAAAUUAUGCAACUAUUGCAUGUGUCAAAGAGAGUCUGUUCCUUUCAUUAAACUUUCACUUGGGAGUGCGCAUCUGUGUUUCCAGUUCUUUUCGUUGCCCUGUGUUUUUUGUGCAAUUUACAAAUAAAUAAUUAUUGAAAUUAGAGUUUGCUACGUUAUUAUGACCUUAAUAAUAGAUGUGGACUUUUUUUGCAACACCACCCCUAUAUCUCCAGGAUAUUAUAAACCCACUCAGAGAGGCAAGGGAGGUGAGAGUUUUCAGGGAACAGGUUAUGCCACAAGGACAAGUGGCCUAAUGUUGCAGCAUUUGGUAUGCAAACAGGGCCAAAUUAAAAAGAAAAAAGGGAAGUUAACACACUUCCAGCUACAUCAUACUGACCAGAAUCUUUAUACUUGCAAUUUUUCUCGCAUCUGGAUGCUGCAUGCUUGAGUUAAAAAUGUAAUCCAUGGAUGAGAGUUCUGACUUGAAACAAAACCUUGUAGGGUGACCAGCUUGUAGGCUUUUGUUUACUAUUCAUUGCUGAAUUUAAGGCUGGGUGAGGACAAUUCUCAAAGUGAUUGGCUGUUUCCUUGCUACCGGACUGUUUUUACAUUCGUAACUAUACUUUCGAACCGUCCUUGUGAACUGCAUGGUGGAUCUGAUGACAGAGAAUUGGUUCAUUCUGAAAUUUACAUAGAAUUUACACAGUAUAGAGGUAUGAGGCAUUAUCUCGUAAUUAUUUUGUGGCAGUGCAUUUUUCUAACUGCACCAAUGUUGCCAUAAAUUUGUGAAUUUCAUUCAGUGUGCACAUUCGUGCUGCUUGUACUGCCUUUCGUAAUCUUUUGCUGUGAGCACAUUGAAGAGAAGCAAGGUAGUUUCAUAAGCAUUACACACUCGGACCGAGGGUUUAUCAGUAGCUGUAGCUGGACAUGAGCAAUAGUAUACUUGCUGAUACUUGGAGCUGCUUUGUCUUUGUCUUGUAUUGGUAGGACCUGCACAGGCUUGUACAUAACUCAAAUGCUGUACUUGUUAGUUACUACUGUAACUUAAUUACUUUGCAAAUAAUUUAUAACUUGCACUUACUUUUUUGAGUACUCUCAACUUGAUUACUUUUUAGUGGUAAUUCCUACUCGUUAAAUUGCUUGUCUGUUCGUUAUGGGAUCACAACAAGUGAGCUGUGUCUAGAUCCUGAUCAGAGCGUUUGGUUGCUGUUCUCUGACAUAAAAAGUUUCUUGAUAUAGAACAAAAAUCAUUUUGUAAGGAAUAUGAGUGCAUUCUGAAGGAUUAAGGAUCAUACAGAGCUGUGUUGCAGGAAGCAAAUACCCAAGGAAUGUGCCUGUUUAGAUUGUGUUUAAAAAAUAAAUUCCAUAAACUACAUAAAGUCUGCAUAUUUCGAUAGUGCAUUUAUAUCUUUCCACGUAUUAAAUCAAAGAAAAAAUAUAACUCAAAAGAUUUUAUUUUUCUCUUGCUUCAGAGCUGCAUCACAAGAGUUUUUUUUUCCUUCUGUUCCUCUCCUUUGUACUUGUGUACCUUCAGUGUUUUCCCCUCACUUAUUAACUAUGCUAUCCUCUGAUGUCACUGACAGUUGUUGCCACAGCCUUGUCAAGUGAUCUUGUAGGAGCAGUGUACCUACUGUUAAAGAUUAGGCCUUACAAAAAUUGUAGAAUUAAGGUAUAUAAUGGUGACACCAUCUUCAGAUGUAAAAUUCAAAUAUAGUUUUAAGAGAGUAUAUUUAAUUUGUGAAUCUACAGUAAGAGAAAGGGUAUAUUUUCCAAAGUUCAAGGUUGUCAUUACUCUUAACUGGUAUAUUUUGUGAAAUUUCAACGAUCAGUGUGUGCUUCGAAAUGUUAGCUUUAACACCAAAUAUGCUCAUAGUGGAACUGCAUGCAGACACCAUGCCACAAAGAAUUGGAUCUUGAGCCAAUCAACUCGGUUGCCUUGUUUGAGCCAUUUUGCUGGUAACUCGAACUUGGAUCUAUUGCACCGAGCAAUGCUGCAUUGCAUCGCACCGCUCAAGUCAUGAUUACACAAUUCGGCUGCAUAUGUUGAUGCUGAACAUUUCUAAGCCUGUACUUGCAAAUAAGAUACUAUCAAAUGGGCAUAACUCUGGCUACCGCUGUCUUCUGUUUUGUAAUUAUUUAAUGAGAAGGCACAAAGAAAGUUAGGUUGAGCACAAAAGCAAAAGCCUGCUGACAGCAGUGUAAAUUUUAAUCUUGAGGAUGACUCUUUCAGUGAGAGUGCGAGGGGAGGACAGUGGGCAAGAAGACUGAGAGAGUCGAAAUGUGCACUGUGAUCUGUUGAGUUUUUAAGGAAAUUUUUGAAAGCCCACCUUCAAUGCUCUCUUCAACCAACUAUUUAAUUAAUUAAUUAAUUUAUUUAUUUAUUAUACCUCAAAUACCUGAGUUCAGGGGUAUUACAAGAGGGGCAAGCAUUAAUACAGGGUUUGUUCAAUGUGCGCUUUGAACAGAGCUGGGCUGGAGUCGUGCAUGACGUGGGGUGGAAGAUCAUUGCAGUCCUUGGUUGUUUGAACAAAAAAUGAGCGAAGAUGUGCAGUUGUGUGGGCAUGAUAAUAGAUGCGUCAGACAAAGAAUGGAAGAACUUGUGAAAGAGGAUUAGUCGAGGGACUUCGUGUCAUAAUUCUAAGUUUACAAGAUGGUCUUUGUUACUUAGGUUAGUGACACUUGAGCGAUGUGAGUAAUCUGAAUAUAUAAACCUAGCUACCCUAUUCUGAACAGAUUCUAACGUUUUGGACAGAUUAGAUUGGUGUGGGUCCCAGACGGCGCAAGCGUAUUCAAGUUUCGGACAAACUAAUGUUAAAUAUGCUGAAAGCUUCACAGAAGGAGGAGCAAGUCGUACGUUUCGUCUGAGGUAGCCAAGAACUUUAUUUCCUUUGUUAGAAAUGUUUGUUAUGUGGGACGACCAAGUGAGAUCUGGUGUUAUGGUUAUACCUAAAUAUUUACAGGAAUUCACGGGUGAUAUUUCGGAGCCACAAAUCAAAUAUUUCGGAGUAGGAUAGGAUUUUCUGCAAUGGAAAGAAACAACAGAUGUCUUCUUAAUGUUCAGAGUCAUUAGCCAAUUUCUGCACCAGGUUUCGAUAGUUAUUAGAUCAUUUUGGAGGGUCUGGGAGUCAUUAGAGCAGUUAAUAGAAUGAUAAAUUACGCAGUCAUCAGUGAAUAAAUGGAUAUUAGACGAUAUAUUAGUAGCCAGGUUGUUAAUAUAAAUUAAAUAUAGGAGGGGACCGAGAACCAUACCCUGAGGUACACCUGAGAUGACAGGACGUUGGGACGAUGAAGUCUGGUUGGCAUAAACGAACUGUUCUCAGUUAAACAAGAAAUUUUUUAUCCAGUUUAGAACCGCAGUUUCAAAAUUUAGGAGCGAAAGUUUGAAAAAAAAAAAAGAUGAUUAUGCGGUACUUUAUCAAAGGCUUUUUCAAAAUCUAGGAAAAAUGCAUCUACAGGAAUGUUGUGGUCAGUACUUGAGCUGAUGUCAUUAAUAAAGAGCGCUAGUUGUGUGUCACACGAAAGGCCUUUUUGAAAUCCGUGCUGACUGGGGUGAAAAAAAUGUACAGAGAUAAGAAAAUUGACUGUUUGAGAAUAGAUUUAUGUGUUCCAUUAGUUUACAGCACAUGCAUGUUGUGAUAUUGGGCGGUAGCUUACAGGUGAGAACGACAGACCUUUGUUUGGUAUUGGGAUGACCUUGCCAACCUUCCAGUCUCUUGGCACCACUCCAGAUGACAGUGAUUGCUGGAAGAUGUGCGACAGUAUGGCAGCAGAAAAAUGUUUAGUGCUUUUUAAAACUUUAGAAUUUAUACAAUCAAUUCCAGCUGGAGAUGACACUUUUAAGGAUUCAAUUACUAUGCCACUACAGUUACAGUCCUGAUUUUGUGCAUUCAUAAAAGCUAGCUCCAAUAUCUUUUUCCAAUAUUUUUCAGUGACAUGAGAAACAGGAGCAAGCUGGGGACUGAAAUUGGAAGAAAUACUUUUUGAGCAAAGAUUAGUAAUUGAGCAGACUUUUGUGGAUUUGGUUACUGCUAUUUAGAAAUAUGUGACCUGCAAGUAAUUAACAAGUGACUUGCAAGUAACUGGUUACUUUUUUUCGGUAAUUGGUGUUCUGCUCCAGUAAUUUUUGAAAUAGAGCAAUCAGUAUUCUACUUAGUGACAUAACCACAUUUUCUGAGUAACUUGUAUAUGUAUCGACCCACCACAGUAUGUAACGAGUACUUUAUUGGGUUCUUCUAGCACUGUUGAGAUGAUGCCUCACCUAAAGCAUGUGUGGACUAAAUCUUUUGUGGAUUAGACUGGCUGUGCAUGCCCCAUUGUUCACUACAUCGUUGAGCCUCAUUUAACCUCCUCCGGACGAUGGUCUGCAUGAUUGGCUGAAAAAAAAGAAAUGCUUACCUACCUGUUGGUUUUCCAAGCUGUCAUCUUCUCUCUGCAUUUCAACCAACCAGUCUGUGUUACAACGGUUCCAUAGUAUCUACAGAUUACGCAUCACUGCUUGAAGAUGUUCUCCAGUAUGUCUUCAUUUGCCUAUUAUGUGACACUUUAGCGAAAUUAAUAGCAUGUAUUUUUCCUGCAUGCCUAGGGAUCAUCUUAGUGUGGUUUAUUUUUUGCUUAUGUGAAGAAUGCCAUCAACAAACACUGUAUUUUCAUACUUAUAGCUUUCUGUCUUAAUUCCUGGCUAGUCAAAGUUAUACAUUAGUCUUUUUCUAACAGAACUUAGAAAAUCUGUUCAUGACUGCAGUAAUAGUUGCAUUGCUAUAUGAGAAGCUUCUUUUGAAUAUAUUUCAUUGAUGCAGUGCCAUGCAUAUGUUACUGUGCUUGUGAAGCACCUCAGAUAAUUUUUACUGGGCAGUAGUAAAACAGUUGCGUUCCUGUGAACAUGGCUGAGAAAGUUUGUGUCAUAAUUCACGUUUGAAAGGUUAUCUUUAAACCAAUUAGGGGUUCUGGCAUAGUUCCUAUUACUCUUAGCUGACCCUGCCUUUCUUUUUAUUUAUUAUUCUUUAUUGGUAGUGAUAGCACAAGCUGAAAUUAAGAGACAGCUCCAGGUAGUGGUGCCUUUUGUCUAGAACUAGACUCUUUAGGUAAGAGAGAUUUAUGUGGCUGUCAUUCUGACGUUUUAUGCCAUCAUGCACCCAAGGUUGUUAUUCAUGUUGUCCUCAAAGUCAAAUAUAUCAACAAAUUAUCUCGGUGAAUUUCACUCUUGCUAUGCAAAAUUUUUUCAGUAAAUGUGAGUCCUUAAGUUGUGAAAUUUGUGGUGGUUUGCACUAGUUCAUUUUAAAUUCUUUAAGCAGGCUGUAUGAUUGUGCAUAAAUUAAAAUGCAUUAUCAAAAUGCAAAUGCUGAGAAGUCACAAAGGUUCACUCUGGAUGUUAGAAGAAUUGUGACACUGCUUUUUUCGUUUUGCAGUUGGUUCAUGAUGUUCACCUGCCAUGGUGACUCAAUGGCUAAUGUGUACUGCUGCUGAGCAGGAGGGUAAGGGUUUGAUUGCUGGCCGCAGUGGCAACAUCUGAUGGGGGCAAAUGCAAAAAUUCUCGUGGAUAGUAUGAUUUAGGUGCAUGUUCAAGAAUUCCAGGCAGUCAAAAUUAACUUGGAGCACCCCCGCUAUGGCACAUCUUGUAGCCCACGAGUAGUUUUGGGUGUAAAACUCUAUGAUGUGAUUUUGAUUUUUUGUUUUGAUUCAUGGUGUUCCUAAAUGUAGGGCAGUAUGAGACACGACAAAGAAAUGUAGACAGACAGAUUAGGUGCCAGCUCGCCUGUGCGGGCUAAAAUGCAGUGCCAUAAAUAUAGUACUUUCGAAUUGUUUGUGUCUAAAUGAUGUAGUAGACCAUACUUUAUCAGCAACACUCAUUAUCCAAGGUCCUUGCAGUAUGAGCACUACAUAUAAGCUGUAUGUCUGAGUGCUUGUGGCUCUAAACAGCACGUGUGCACUUUUGCUUGAUGUGGUUAUUUCUUGCCACAGUGUUUGUAAACAUGUAAACAAUAAAGUUGCAUUGGCAAUGUGA
Molecule: messenger RNA, 12811 nt
Organism: Dermacentor andersoni
Lineage: Eukaryota; Metazoa; Arthropoda; Arachnida; Ixodida; Ixodidae
Product: regulation of nuclear pre-mRNA domain-containing protein 1B
Biological process (GO): mRNA 3'-end processing
Molecular function (GO): RNA polymerase II complex binding
Source: RefSeq, a predicted model, not a curated record